Molecule: messenger RNA, 534 nt
Organism: Strongyloides ratti
Lineage: Eukaryota; Metazoa; Nematoda; Chromadorea; Rhabditida; Strongyloididae
Product: CAP domain-containing protein
Exons: 2
Coding region: 1-534 (177 amino acids)
Source: RefSeq, a predicted model, not a curated record
AUGUUUAGUAAAUUUAUUCACGAUCGUAUAUGGGGAUCAUGUGAUCACGAUUGUGCUUCAAAAAAUAACUUUAAAGAAUUUAAAAAAAGAUCUUUGGAAGAAUUAAACGAAUAUAGAAAAUUACAUUACGCAAAUAAACUUUAUACUUCUGAAUCUCUUGAUAAAAUUGCGCAAAAAGAAGCAGAUAGAUAUAUAAAAACAAAAGGAGAUCAAACAUGUAAACUAAAAGAUGAUUAUGGUUGUGUUACUUCUAAAUUAUAUAAAACAUUUAUUACAUUCUUUAUUCAAACAUUAUAUGAUGAGUUACUUCUUACUUAUAGAUGGAAAAAGAAAUAUUUAAAAAGAAAACAUUUACAUUUGGUACAAUUAAUUUGGAGAAAAGCAAAAUAUAUUGGUAUUGGUAUAGCUAAAGAAAAAGAUUGUGUUUAUUUAGUCUUAGCAUUUUCUUCUAAAGUAAAAACUCAUUCAGGUUACAAAUAUAAUGUUUUACCAAUUAGAAAUAAAUAUAUUUUAAAGUACAGAAAUCUUAUAUGA